AUAACGCGCCGUCGCCCCCUUCCGCUGCGGGGCUGGUCGCCAUGAAUAGCGUGGGAGAGGCCUGCACCGACAUGAAGCGCGAGUACGACCAGUGCUUCAACCGCUGGUUCGCCGAGAAGUUCCUCAAGGGCGACGGCUCCGACGACCCCUGCACCGACCUCUUCAAGCGCUACCAGCAGUGCGUGCAGAAAGCGAUCAAGGAGAAGGAGAUUCCUAUUGAAGGGCUGGAGUUCAUGGGCCAUAGCAAAGACAAGUCUGAAAGCUCUUCUUGACCUUGACAGCAGCCUCCAAGAUGACCUUUUCAACUACAAACAUUAAGACAUCAAAAAGACUGUGGUCUCUGAAGAUGACCCCUAAUUUUACAAGCUUUUUAGAGGAGGGUUCCCUUAAAUUUCUUCACAAAAGGGUCACAUAGACCUUUAUUAUUUGCUUUCAGGGGAUGGAUGACAAUUAGCUGGGGUGGCAUCUUGCAGUACCAAACAUGGCAUAAGAGAACAAUUCUUCAGAUGAUCAGAAUGUUACUCAGUCUGCUGCGCUUAUAAUGUGGUUUAUUGAUACUGAUACCUGAGUCAGGAUGGUUAAAUUGUCCUGAAUACUGAAUCCAAGCUGCUAAAUAUUAGAUAAAGUUUUUGUUUUUUCCUGGAAGCACACCUCUGAUGCUCUGGGAGUGACUCCAGUAUUUAAAUGGCAACGAUUUUGUUUGGAUAAAGACUGAAUAAUGGUUAAAGGUGUGGAGCUAGCCAAAAAGGGAUUGGCCUUUUAAGAGACAACUGCCUGCUUUUAAGAGGAUUCAGAUGGAAUAAAAAAUAACCAGGAAGUUCUUGAAGGCUUCUAAGAAACCGGUUUGAGCUCCCAAAGUUUGGUAGCAAGCACACAAAUUAAGGUGAUUCUUAGUUUCCACUAAAUCUUGUCAGUUUGGCUAUGAAGGUACAAAAAUAUGCAGAAAUGUGAUUUUCCUGAUUCUCAGGCUAUUUCAUGAAUGGUAAUAGUGGCUAUAAAAAAUUGUUCUGAUGGAAAAGGCACCUCUCACAGCUGAGCUAUAGACACUGGAUAGUCUUAUGUUAUCCAGAGUGGGUUGGUGGAAGAGGGUUGUUUACAAGGCCUCUUGAAUACCAUGGCACUUGCACAAGGUUAAUUGGGAUGAAGGGAAUAGUUCGCUUUAUUUGCCUUAUUUGUCCAUCAUGUUCUGUAACAUUUGAAAUCAGAGAUGGAAUAAAUAACUGCACUUUG
Molecule: messenger RNA, 1230 nt
Organism: Vombatus ursinus (common wombat)
Lineage: Eukaryota; Metazoa; Chordata; Mammalia; Diprotodontia; Vombatidae
Gene: TRIAP1
Product: TP53 regulated inhibitor of apoptosis 1
Exons: 2
Coding region: 42-272 (76 amino acids)
Source: RefSeq, a predicted model, not a curated record